GUUGUGGGGCCGUGAAUGCCAUACUUGCGUGCCAAGUGGAACAGUCACAGCGAGCACCACCACCACCACCACGUACUUUCCUUCUUAUUGGAGCGUCGGUGUCGCGGAGUCUUGUGCCCCACCCACCACCACAACGCCGGAUCCUCGAGGAGACAGACGAUGGGAGUUGGUGGGAGCUGCAAACAGCAGCGCCUGUCGCGGGAGCAGCCUGGACGACAACUCCCCCAGCCACUACAAAGAUCCUGGAGCUGUGGUGACGGCAAAAGACAUCGAAGAGUGCAAAACACGAUGUUGGGAGCAAUUCCCGAGUUGCAAAGGCAUAGAGUACAGCACUGGCCGUUGCGAACUCUGGACACGACCGGAGGGGAUUUUCAUGACAAAGAAUCUCAGCGGCUUCACCUGCAUGCGUUAUGGAUGGGCCGGAAGCUUCCACCUGCAGAAGGAGUACAGCAGUAACCGCUACCUGUCAUAUGCAUGUCGUGGAAACGAUCCGGCUGACACUGAUCCAAGUUACUACACAGUGGCAUCCACAGCACUCAUUCAGGAUUGUCGAGCAAGGUGCGUCGCAGCUCCCGUCUGCCGUGGCUUCGAGUUCACAAACGGCCGAUGUGAGAUCUGGAAUCGCAG
Molecule: messenger RNA, 627 nt
Organism: Symbiodinium necroappetens
Lineage: Eukaryota; Dinophyceae; Suessiales; Symbiodiniaceae
Source: the annotation of a GenBank genome assembly